Molecule: messenger RNA, 793 nt
Organism: Chironomus riparius
Lineage: Eukaryota; Metazoa; Arthropoda; Insecta; Diptera; Chironomidae
Source: the annotation of a GenBank genome assembly
CCUCAAAUUUGGCAACAUAACCUCAAUCAACAUGGAAUUCGCAGUAGUAACAAUGCCAAAAUCCAGAAGAACAACCAGAAUUCUUUUCGAUGGAGUCAUUGACGAAAGCCUCCCAUUUUCAUCAACAUAUACAUCAGCAGUCAACAAUGAAGCUACAAUCCUUGAAAAUACAACAAUGUUCGACAGCCAAGAACCAAUAAUCACAAGCACACCAUACCCAAUUCUUGAUAUUACAUCCAAAUACCUCAAAGUCUUCAAAAAUCCAAUGGAACAAAGCAUCCUCAAGAAUUCUCAAGGAAGAAAGUCCAAAAAUACCGACAGCAAGAAAAAAGUUUUUUUUAUAAGUCCAGAAAUUGUUGAAAUUUCAACAAUCGAUGAAAAAAUGAAGAAAUCUUUCAAGGAAGAACAGAAGAAAUUAAAAGCUUCUAUAACUGGAUGCAGCUUACCAAAAGAAACUCCAAUAAGACAACACAAGUCAAAAAUCCGUCCAAGAUUGUUGAAUUUCACAGAAAGUGCAAGCAAAUUGGACACAAAGAAGCAACAGACAGUUGAAGCAAGAGUCAAGAGAUUAGUAGGAGGAAAGAAAACAUCGCCGAUUCAACAGCAACAAGAGAAGGCUAAGGAUGCUGAAGGAUUCUUAAAAGGCGUCAAAUUAAAUCGCAGAUUUGAAUUGUUAAUGAAGCAUUUGGCUGCAGCCAAGUCGAGUGCGAAGUAAUUAGACAUAAAAAAAUAAGUUUUGAGAAUUAUGAAUAAAAAAUUUAAAAAUAUUCAACCUUUGAAUUAUUUAUCAGCC